This is a messenger RNA of Perognathus longimembris pacificus (Pacific pocket mouse), 371 nucleotides long. RefSeq names its product prothymosin alpha-like. Bases 87 to 371 code for a protein of 94 amino acids. Gene Ontology annotation, cellular component: nucleus. The transcript has a single exon. Gene Ontology annotation, biological process: positive regulation of transcription by RNA polymerase II; negative regulation of apoptotic process. The record is from RefSeq and is a predicted model, not a curated record. Lineage: Eukaryota; Metazoa; Chordata; Mammalia; Rodentia; Heteromyidae. Gene Ontology annotation, molecular function: histone binding.
GCAGACCCCAGCAACUUUCUCACCUGAGCCCCGAACCCUAGCUUUCUUUUUAUCCUGGCUGCACCGGAUCACCGGCGUGCCCCACCAUGUUGCACGAGGCUGUGGAUACCAACUCCAAGAUCACCACCAAGGACUUGAAGAAGAAGGAAGUGGUGGCGGAGGCAGAGAAUGGAAGAGACGCCCCUGCCAAUGUGAGUGCCAAUGAGGAAAAUGGGGAACAGGAGGCUGAGAAUGAGGUAGAUGAUGUUGAUGAAGAAGAAGGUGGGGAGGAAGAGGAGGAGAAGGAAGAAGAUGAUGGUGAGGAGGAGGAUGGAGAUGAAGAUGAGAAGGCAGAGGCAGCUACAGGCAAAAGGGCAGCUGGAGAUGGUUAG